Paracoccidioides brasiliensis Pb18 is the source of this 285-nucleotide messenger RNA. RefSeq lists its product as uncharacterized. The transcript is spliced from 4 exons. The record is from RefSeq and is a predicted model, not a curated record. The coding region runs from base 1 to 285 and encodes 94 amino acids.
AUGUCUACACGAUACGCCUUUAACAAGAGCGUGAGAGAGCUGCGAUUCCUAUUCUGCAACACCUCUGCACACAGUGACGCAACCAGGGCAUUCUUGAAACGAGCAUAUCCAACUAUGAAAAAGAACAAUCCAUACAUUCCUAUCAUGAUGCGAGAGGCAUUGGACACCGAGCCAAGAGUGUUUGCUAGAUACGAAAUGGGUGUUGAGAAGCAGGAACCCUUACUAGGCUUAACGGAUAAGGAGAUAGAGGAGAAGGUCACAGCUCUAGUGAGGGGCUCGAUAUAG